AAGACGGUCUUCGUCUUCGACAAGCCGGGCGUGGGCUACAACUGCUUGGGCCAGAUACAGGCUGCCCACCCGAAGCAGGAUCGAGGUGCCUGUGCGGGGGAGUACGGUUGGGGAGGGCUUGCAGGACCUGCCUGGACCAUCGACCCCAGGUCUGAUCUCAUCAUCCUCUCUAUGACGCAGACGGCUUUCGUCUUGGAUCAUGAGGAGUAUGUCAGGUAUGCAGCUCGACGUGCUAUCCACCAGUACAUCUAUGGCUCGGUGGCUGCUCCCUCGAAAGCCACCUCCUACGCUCCAGAAAGUUUCGAUGUGGUGAGACCCAAGGCCUCCGAAAAGGAAGAAGACCAGGCCCAGCUCGACCGCGAGUUCGAGCAAGAGUUCCUGGUGAAUCGCAGGACCCGCGUGCGCGGGGCCAAGGAGCGCGCCAUUGCGCCGGGGCCGCGCUUGGACCGGCAUCCCAGCGAGGAGGAGGUUGCUGCCUACCGGAAGGAGAUGGAGAAUCGAACCGGCGACAGUCCAGGAGCCAAAGCAGACGAGGACGGCAACCGGCCAAGGAGGCGAAAGAGCGGGGGCGUGGCAACUCCAAAGGCGGCGGAGAAGGAGAAGACCCAGGUCUCCACCCCUACCGGGAAGAACAGCCCCACGGAUGUUCUGGGAAACAGUUCUCCCCAGGGUGAAGCCGCGGAAAAGAUCCUUUACAAGCGCGUGCUAGUCGGUGACCAAGAAGAAAACGUGAAGAAGGCACGUGUCGUGAAGAUGAGCGGCGAUGUCGCGGAGAUCGUUACCGAGGGUGACUACAGGUCGAUGGAUGUGGACGUUGGCGACCUCAAGGAGAUUGAGGAAACACAGUUUGGGAUUCCUGUGCCAAGAAAGAUGGACCAGUCAGCGCCCACCGACUUCGGCUUCCUCAUGGAACGCGUCUCCCAGGAGACGCCGAAAAAGAAGUAG
Molecule: messenger RNA, 945 nt
Organism: Symbiodinium sp. CCMP2456
Lineage: Eukaryota; Dinophyceae; Suessiales; Symbiodiniaceae
Source: the annotation of a GenBank genome assembly